UUGAACGAUUUGCUGAUACGUAAAUUGUUUAUCAAAUGUGUUCGGUAGUGUGACUUGUUUCCAGCAGUCUCAGAAGUGUUAAGGUUGCCAUUUAUUAGAGGUGUAGAAACAUACUACUGACUUGACUUUAUUAUUAUUAUAGAAGGAUUCCAAAGAGGUAUCUUAAAUUUAUGAAACUAUGGUAGAAGAAGUUUGUCCGAAUGAAGUGAACCACAUAUAACUAAUUCCAGCUGACCUGGACCCCUCUACUUUCAGCAUAAGUUUGCCAGAUUAAGGCUUCGCAUUCAGGAAUGGGUCGGGAUCGUUUGAACUCACUUCUAACAAAACGUGAAUUCACGGAAUCCCUAGAGAGUCUUCCCCAACAGCAUGAAUACAACGCGUUGCUCAACCAGAAGCAAAUCAUUCAGGAUGUCAGCCAAUUUUCAAAAAUAUCCUGUUGGAUCAGUGAUUUGCAGCAAAACAUUCAGAACAUCGAAGAAGAGCUUACAGGCCGAAGAUCAAUCAAUGUUAGUCAAAAGCUGGAUGACAAUGCAAAUCUGUGCGCCAAGAUUUUCAACGCUGUCAAGGGACUUCAGACAGAUUUGCAGAACCUAAGUAAGCGGAAAGAUGAGAGAGGCGGAGAACAAAGAGAAAACGAUGAUCUGGUAAGCCUGGUGCGCAGUACUCAGUUUAAAAGUGUGAAAACUGCCUAUUUCGAGGCGUUCUGGAGGUUUCGCUCGUUGGUGCAUAAUUACGAGGAAACGGUUAGAAAGCGGAGAUCUGUAGGUUGGUGUGACAGCCAAGCCCAACCUUCACUUAAGAUCCACCUAAGCCCUUCUUAUCUUCUUUUAUUCGUAGAAUCAUCGCAACAAUCCUUGACCUUGCCAUCGCAGUGCGACACCACACAACCGACAAAUACUCUGGGCUACGACUUCGUUGAUGCCAGUCAGUGCUUCUCUCGACGCCACUCCCUAGAUGAACAGAUUCAUUUUACAAAAUCCACCACAAUCCUUAUCGAGGAGGAGGAGGAAACUGCGGCCUUAAAAAUCCAACACCAUGCCGAAGAGGAACGCAAUCAGGAGCUGAAGGCGCUGGAGCGAACGCUCGUCGAAAUGCGGGAUCUGUUUGCGCUGUUCGCGACCCUAGCGAUGGAGCACGGCAGCAUGCUCAAUCUGGCGCAAUCCGAAGUGCAGGAUGCGGCCCAGCAUGUGGCCACCACAGCAGCGGACAUCAAAGAGGCUCACUAUUACUACCGCAAGGUGGGCAGCCGGAAGUGGCUCUGCUUCGAUGUGACUUGCGGCUUGUUGGUGCUGUUGGUAUGUCUGGUGGCGACUGCUAUUUAUUUGGCGAUGAAAAAGUUCUUAUUUUGAACGAA
Molecule: messenger RNA, 1354 nt
Organism: Aedes albopictus (Asian tiger mosquito)
Lineage: Eukaryota; Metazoa; Arthropoda; Insecta; Diptera; Culicidae
Exons: 3
Coding region: 291-1349 (352 amino acids)
Biological process (GO): vesicle-mediated transport; intracellular protein transport; vesicle fusion
Cellular component (GO): membrane; endomembrane system; SNARE complex
Molecular function (GO): SNARE binding; SNAP receptor activity
Source: RefSeq, a predicted model, not a curated record